AUCAGGGAUUAUAUAUAUGAGGGAAUAUAUCAGGCUGCUUUCACUGAAACAGUAAUGAAGCUGGCUUUGCGUGUUGUCGCUGCUGCUUUUGCUCGCUCUAGGACUCUUUCCCAGACCUGCUCGAUGGAGUUGGGUUUCUGUGAGAUCAAUGUCAUCAGCCCUCACCUCUCCAACCCCAGACACACUCCUCUCCUCCCAUCCUCUGCCUAAACUCGCCCAUUUCUCUCAAGUGGCUUCGGGGAAGUGAUGAGGGGGUGAGUGUUAGAUGGGGGCGGAAAGUUUGGGUUCUGCUCGCGUCGUGUCUGGCCAAUAAUGUGCAGAGAGCAGCCGUGAACAUCAUUUAAAAAGGAGACAGUCGGGCGCUGCUGCGAUUCCUAUUAAACCCCCAUCAGUGCGUGUGCGCGCGCGAGUGCGUGUGUGUGCGUGCGUGCGUGCGUCCGUGCGUGAGCGUGUGUCUGCGCGUGAGCGUGUGUAUGUGUGUGUGUGUGUCUAUGGCAUCGGUAUGAGCUCUGUACACUCUCUCCAGCACACUUGAUCAUCUCUGAUCCACACAUUCGGCACUGGAUUUUCUCCGGAAAGAAGGAUUGAUCACAAAGGUCUGAUUGCCUUUUUCUUCAGACAUCUCGACAUAACUGCACUCAUUAAAGCUCUGAGCUCUGACAGGAUGAUGAGAUUGGUGCAGCUCACGUGCGCAGUGCUCUUGCUGUCGGUUCUUGUGUCCUGCACGGCGGAAACCAGAGCCACUCAGGGCGCAAUUCCUAAUCCGGGCAAAAGCAAACCAAACGAGUCGGAGCGACGACAGGGCGGCACUUCCUCAUUGGCAUCUUCCUCAUCCUCGGGCAGAGGUAGAGGCUCGUCUUCCUCUGCAGAAGAGGUGCUGGAGUCGAGUCAGGAGGCGCUGCUUGUGACCGAGCGCCGCUACCUGAAGCGCGACUGGUGCAAGACGCAGCCGCUGAAGCAGACACUGCACGAGGAAGGCUGCGUGAGCAUCACCAUCCUCAAUCGCUUCUGCUACGGCCAGUGCAACUCCUUCUACAUCCCGCGCCAUGUGCGCAGAGAGGAAGGAGCUUUCCAGUCGUGUUCGUUCUGCAAGCCCAGGCGCUUCACCACCAUGACCUACACGCUGUCCUGCCCCGACCUUCAGCCGCCCACCCGCAAGAAGCGCGUGCAGCGCGUCAAGCAGUGCCGCUGCAUCUCCAUCGACCUGGACUGACGCGGGACAUCCACAAAUGCUGCUUUUGGGGAAACGUCCUUGAGUCGUUAAGUUCUGAGGACUUCUUUGGAUGAAAAGUACAAAUUAAAAGCACAUUUUCAAGAAAAACAAGGAGAAGCACUGAUAUUGCGCAAUCAGACGAACUCCAGCCAAGCGCACCGUCAUGGACACAACUCCCAUUUCAUCACGCAUUCACAUUUUCCUGAUUGACACUCCAAAUCCCCGCCUCAUGCAAGCAUUAAACAUAUACAGGUAUCCUCACUUUUUCCUCACUUUUGCCAUCUGAUUUUAAAAGGAGCAAACGUGCACAAUACAAGGCGAGACGAAUCCACUGGCAGAACCCACAGCACCACUCUGCAUCAUUCUGGAAACAUUCUGGGACUUUACAGCCUAAUCAUGUAAUUAUAGCUAUUAAUAUGUAAUAAUGUAACAGCCUGGUUUUAUUUUCUUUGGGGUUUUUUUUUGGAGAGUGCUGGAAGGUGUUUUUUCCACCAUGUGGAAAUUAGUGGUGAUCUAAUAAGACGUGUAAAGAAGACUUUUAUUUAAUAUGAUAGAAGGACGCUUGUAUAAUAGCAGGUGUAUUAUAUUGUCCAUUUGUUGUGAAUUUUGUUUUGUGGACAUUUUUAUGUACCAGUUAUUAUAAUAAGACCUGUGUGAGAAUGACAUCAUCUUAAACACUUAGCACAUGAUUUAUUUAAAAUAAAAAAAAUAAAAAGUCUUGCAAAAAGGGUACGGAACUUGUUUAUAAUGUACUUACUGCGGUCCAUUCUGUUUACAAGUCUUUCUACACGACUGUUUAAUGGGAUUGCUGCUUUAUCUUGACUGUAGGCCUGUUGAGUUAAUGUAUUAAUAAAAAGUGAAAUAAAU
Molecule: messenger RNA, 2080 nt
Organism: Pangasianodon hypophthalmus (striped catfish)
Lineage: Eukaryota; Metazoa; Chordata; Actinopteri; Siluriformes; Pangasiidae
Gene: grem1b
Product: gremlin 1b
Exons: 2
Coding region: 665-1213 (182 amino acids)
Biological process (GO): animal organ morphogenesis
Molecular function (GO): BMP binding; receptor ligand activity
Source: RefSeq, a predicted model, not a curated record